GAGAGGGAGGGAGAGCACAACAUCUAUUCGAUUGAUGCAUGCCAAAAAUAAGGACAGUUUCAACAGCUAGCGUACUGCCUCUCUCCAUCCCUACCCCUCUUAUAAUAUCUGUAUUUUCUUCCUCCUCCGCUCUGAGCAUUUGGCUGAGUGGUUGCACUGCCGGUCAGUCUGCCGCUCUCAUCUCUGAAUGCACCGGGGAUGAUGGUGUAAAUGAGCGUAGGCCUAGGCUACUUGAUGGUGUAAAUGAGUGUAGGCCUAGGCUACUUGAGGACUGCCUGAGAGCGGGAGAGAGGUAAAGAGACAGCGAGAGAGGCAGCAAGGUACUCAGUGAGGACUGUCUGAGAGAGAUAGAGGGAAGAAGUGUGGGUGAGGCAAUAAGAGAGGCAGGAUGAUGAGUGUAAACAACGGCGGGAUGCAGACCGGCCAAGACACAGCACCCAACGGCACAGCAAGAGCAUCCUGGGAAAGAACCAACACUAUGUCUAACCCAUCCACCCCCACCAAGCAUCUCAAAUCGCCUAAGCCUCAGAAUGCCAUCACCAUUGCGGUGUCAUCGCGCGUCCUCUUCAACAUGGAUAAGGAGCAGCAGAUCUACGAACAGAAAGGCAUGGAGGACUACCUCAAGUACCAGAUAGAACACGAGACAGAGCCCUUCGGCCCUGGUCCUGCUUUUCCUUUCGUUAAGGCUCUGGAGGCAGUGAAUACUCGGCUGAGGGAACUCUACCCUGAGAGUGAGGAGCUCUUUGACGUUGUGCUCAUGACCAACAACCACGCACACGUCGGCCUCCGACUCAUCAACACCAUCAACCACCACCGGCUGUUCAUUGAGCGUUUCUGUAUGACGGGUGGGAACAGUCCCAUUGGGUACCUGAAGGCUUACCACACUAACCUGUACCUGUCUGCUGACCCCAUGAAGGUCAGAGAGGCCUUGGAGGAAGGGAUUGCGGCAGCCACCAUGUUUAACCCACCGGAGAAGAGAACAGAAGUGUCAGAGACUCAGCUGCGGGUGGCCUUCGAUGGGGACGCAGUGCUCUUCUCUGAUGAGUCAGAGCGCAUCUUUAAGGCCCAUGGACUGGACAAGUUCUUUGAGCAUGAGAAGGCACAUGAGAACACGCUUCUUGACCAUGGGCCACUGAAGGGGUUCCUGGAGUCUCUGGGGAAGCUGCAGAAGAAGUUUUACGCCAAGGGCCAGCGUAUGGACUGCCCCAUCCGCACCUACCUGGUGACGGCACGCAGCGCAGCCAGCUCAGGCACCCGGGCCCUGAAGACACUUCGAUCCUGGGGACUGGACACCGACGAGGCCCUCUUCCUUGCUGGGGCCCCUAAGGGGCCUAUGCUGGAGAAGAUCCGGCCUCACAUAUUCUUUGACGAUCAGAUGUUCCAUGUGGAGGGGGCUGCGGAGCUGGGGACUGUGGCGGCUCAUGUGCCCUAUGGUGUGGCUCAGAAAUGGCCCCAGAAGAAGCUUGCUGAGGAGAACGCUAAAGACUCUAGCGCUGCCACCAAGUAUUCUGUACCUCACCAUCUUCCCUAUCCCUGUGACAGCAAGGGACAAUAAAAUAACAUUGUCAAUUUGAAGGAGACAGUGGUUCUGUAAGUCCUUUUCAGUCCCCUCUUAGUUGUCUGGGUAGUGAAGCCCAUAGUACAUGACAAUUGCAGGGGCACAGAGUGAGAGCAUGCUGUUUUCACGCAUGCCAUGUGAUCGAGGAUUCCUCACAAGAGGAGGCGCCAGUAUACCUAAAAGAAAAGCUUCAAAUAUCGUCAUGCUUGCAGUAAUGUUAGUACACUAUGCUAUCUGUAUCAUAGCAUUAAAGGUCCAAUAACAUUUUUCAUCUAAAAAUCAACCUAAACAUAUGCUACACAAUAUUUAUAGAGUUUACAAAUCUGUGACUUGUAGCAACAACAUUAGAUUUUGUUGACGCAUUCAAAUUAUAUGAAACUCCAAAACCAAAACAUUUAAAAAUGUUAUAAACGUACAGUAGGCUAUACCUGUAUCAUUUCAGCAUAUCACUUAGGUUGAAAACAUGUUUACUGAAUAUGUAUUGUAUGUUAUUGAUGUAAUAUUUUGCUCUGGUCUUUUGUUUCUAAUCUAGACACCUUUUAUUGUACAUUUGCAUGGUCCUCAUGCAAGUUACUGUAUGUGCUGUAAUGAGAUGGCAACCUAAAGUGCUAAUGGACAAUCUCCUCUCUCAUUAUAAACAUGGAUGCUGAUCCAUUCCGUAAAGACUCGGCUUCUUUGAGGAGAUAUUGGCAUAAUGUAUGCUAACUUAAUUA
Salmo salar (Atlantic salmon) is the source of this 2271-nucleotide messenger RNA. Its product is annotated as cytosolic 5'-nucleotidase 1A. Gene Ontology annotation, cellular component: cytosol; cytoplasm. NCBI's taxonomy places the organism in Eukaryota, Metazoa, Chordata, Actinopteri, Salmoniformes, Salmonidae. Gene Ontology annotation, molecular function: magnesium ion binding; nucleotide binding; 5'-nucleotidase activity. Gene Ontology annotation, biological process: adenosine metabolic process; nucleotide metabolic process. The record is from RefSeq and is a predicted model, not a curated record.